This is a messenger RNA of Gadus macrocephalus (Pacific cod), 4246 nucleotides long. Its product is annotated as probable G-protein coupled receptor 153. Gene Ontology annotation, biological process: G protein-coupled receptor signaling pathway. Gene Ontology annotation, cellular component: membrane. Gene Ontology annotation, molecular function: G protein-coupled receptor activity. The record is from RefSeq and is a predicted model, not a curated record. NCBI's taxonomy places the organism in Eukaryota, Metazoa, Chordata, Actinopteri, Gadiformes, Gadidae.
CCUACUGCCACGCGGAGUGUGGGCCGUGUGAACGACGUCGUACUCGCGGAGCGCGAGCCUGGAAACAGAGGGUGCGUGCACGCGCGAUAGCCAUGCCUCCUCCAAUCCUAGCGCCUGACAGGAAGACAUUGCUAUGAACUAACAUUCAUCCAUGUCGUUUGUGGAAGCGUGGCGUCGUGGAUGGUCGGUACUGCGAGGUGGAUAAGAACGUGUUAAUUUUUUUUGCACAACAAGUCCAUAACGUGUUUUCAUCUUCUUCUUUUGUUACCACCGAGACAAAGACAAAAGGUACAUUGGGAGUACAGCUGUGGCGAAAUAGUGUUACUUAAUACUUUGAGGUGGAUCAUCGUCCUGCUCACUCCGUUAAGUUGCUCCUGGAACCCCGUGCGGUUCGGGCUUGCGAGGACUUUUCUUUGCGGACUACAGCCAGAUGUGACUCACCGAAAGACAUCAUCAGGGGGAAAAGGAGAGAUUAGGACCCUAUCCGUCUCCUGGAGAGGUGUCUGCAGAGAGUGAGGGCCCCCCCCCCCCCCCAUCACCUGGCUUGACCACACCCGUCUGCCACAGCACCACCAUGCCCCGCUCCUCCGCCCUCCACCCGUCUGGACCCCCGGAGAGCAGCCGCCCACCCAGAUGAGGAUGCCUGCCUCCCCCUACGCCCUGCACCCCCUCCUGCCCGCCGAGACCACCGCCAUCGCAUCCUCCUCCGCCGCCGCCACCACCACCACCACCACCACCACCACCACCACCACCACCACCACCACCACCACCACCACCCCCUCCUUAUCCUCCACCACCGCCGCCGCCGCCGCCGCCUCCCCUCCGCCCUCCGACCCCCGCGGCCUCACGGCCCACCGUCGCCAUGGGCGAUGAGCGGCGAGGCGUGGACGAGGCCAUGGCGGCCAACACGCUGGCCUGGCUGGUGUGCUCGGGCGUGUCCAUCCUGGCCAACGCCUGGGGCAUCCUGAGCGUGAGCGCCAAGCAGAAGAAGUGGAAGCCCCUGGAGUUCCUCAUCUGCACGCUGGCGGGCACGCACAUCCUGAACAUGGCCAUCCCCGUCACCAUGUACUGCGUGGUGUCGCUGCGCCGCCGCCACUCCAGCUACGAGUGGAACGAGGGCCUGUGCAAGGUGUUUGUGUCCACCUUCUACACGCUCACGCUGGUCACCUGCUUCUCCGUCACCUCGCUGUCCUACCACCGCAUGUGGAUGGUGCGCUGGCCCGUCAACUACAGGCUGAGCAACACCAAGAAGCAGGCGGUGCACACGGUGAUGGGCAUCUGGAUGGUGUCCUUCAUCCUGUCCACACUGCCGGCCGUGGGCUGGCACGACACCAACACCCGCUUCUACACGUCGGACUGCCGCUUCAUCGUCACGGAGAUCGGCCUGGGCUUCGGCGUGUGCUUCCUGCUGCUGAUCAGCGGCAGCGUGGCCAUGGGCGUCAUCUGCAUCGGCAUCGCCCUCUUCCAGACCUUCUCCGUCCAGGCGGGCCACCGGGCGGACAAGAACAAGUUCAACGUGCCCACCAUCGUGGUGGAGGACGCGCAGGGCAAGCGCCGCUCGUCCAUCGACGGCUCGGAGCCCCUGAAGACGUCGCUGCAGAUCACCUACCUGAUCAGCGGCAUCGUCUUCAUCUAUGACUUCCUCACCGGCUUCCCCAUCCUGGUGGUGAGCUUCGCCAGUCUGAAGUACAACAGCUCGUACGACUGGAUGAUUCUGUGCGUGCUGUGGUGCUCCAUCGCCCAGUCCAUCCUGCUGCCCAUGUUCCUCUGGGCCUGCGACCGCUACCGGGCCGACGUGCGCAUGGUGUGGGAGAAGUGUGUGGCCAUCAUGUCCAACGACGACGUUGACGAAGACAACAGCCAGGACGGAGGGAUACAUGCCGACUUAAUAUAUGACAGACCAUAUGACUAUAGCAGCGUGCCUGAAAUCGUGACGCUAGACCGUUUUGCCACGUACGAAUUCUCAACCUUAGAAGGGGGGGUUCCCCAUGGUUAUCCAUUGAGGGAACUGCAGGAAGAUAAAAUGCAGUAUUUGCAGGUGCCCCCUACAAGAAGAUUCUCCCACGACGAAACCGACAUGUGGAUCAGCGACCCGAUCCCCUCGUACCUGCGCCACUGGGGCUCCAGCGAGGACGCCGCGGCGACGGCCCUCUACAGCUCCAGCUUGCCACGCCCCGGGAGGCGCAGGAGCAGCCUGGUCUCCUACCACGAGGAGAGCCCCCGCCGCCAUCGCCGCCCGCCUCCCCCCCACCCGCCGCCCCCCCACGCCACCCACCCCCGCCGCAAGAGCCGGCGCCGCAGCUCCGAGGAUAGCUCCCGCCCCCCCCCCCCGCCGCGGCGCCACCACCUGCCGCGCGUGGCGCUCUGCGGCCCGGAGGACGAGCCGCGCUGCUUCAGCCGCGACGAGGUGGUGAGCUUCAUCGACGAGACGCCGGCGCCCAGCCCCGGGAGGAGCCCACGGCGACGCGCCUCCUCCGCCGUCCCGCUGCCCGUCUCGCCGGACCACCGCGGCGGCGGCGGGCUCUUGCUCCCGCACUUCACGCUCACGGACUUUGAGCGGGAGCCGCACGUGCUGAGGCGGCUCUCGGAGUAUGGGUGUGGCAGUCGGGGGGGCGGCGGCAGCGGCGGCGGGACCCCCGACGGCUCCCCGAGGACCGGGCACCACGGGAGCCCCGGGGGGCACGGCGGCCAGAGACACGCCCGCGAGGACCACCAGGCGCGGGGCGGGCCGGCGGCGUUCGGCCAGGGCCAGCAGGGGGUCGGACAUUCCCCGCGUAGGGCCGCUAGGACGGGCCGGGACAAGGGGCCAGGGGCGGAGAGGAAGGGGAGCAUGAACAGUUUUGUAAGCACCCCUUCAGCCUCCUCCUCGGGGUACAUCACCUUCCACUCGGACUCUGUGGGCUCCGCCACUUGAGGACCACGGCUGACUUUUACUGCAGUGAUCUCUCACCUGCUGGGAUGUUACCUGAUGGAUGUGCCAACAAUCUCAUUUAUUACGGUAUGCUCUGAUCCCAAAGUUAUCCGCGAGGAGCCCGCUGUCUCCUUGGAUAGAAGCAGGACGGUUUUCUGAAGGGACCCUGGAACCCUACCCGCCUCUGAAACGGCGGCGGAGACCUUGAGGACUUUAGCUUUUGCGUGGGCCACUAAGGACACCCUACGGGUUCCCCAGCGCCGACACCUCGUUUGAAACCUCUUCUCUUGCCUUGUUUUGUCGCUGUUCGGUGUUGUUACCAGGAGGCCUCCAAGGUAUGCAGGACAGGACGGAGGCGCAAUAGUGGAGGGGAUAUUAGUUUUGCGCAUUUGCCAAUUUAAAAAAAGAUUAUCGAGUCGUGAAAGAUGUAUUUUUCUCGGGUGAGCGUUUGUUUUGUUGUACCAAGACAUUUUUUUUAAACCAGUCUAUCUCCCUGACUUAUGGGUGUCAUUUUUACUGUGUACCAUGAGGAUUAGGUAACAGUCCUUUCCGGGGGUCAUCAUUUGGUUUGGUUUGUGUUAUGAUGUGUAUUCCUGGUUUCCAUUGCUUCAAUCGCUAUCGUUCAUGAAUCCUAAAACACACACACUGUCUGAUCGACAAACAUCUUUUAUGUCAGAACACAGACGAUGAUUUAAGCCCAUCUCCUAAAUGCAAAUCUCUUUUCCAAUGUGAAACAUCCACAUGUCAUACCAACACCUCACAGCAGAGGGAUUCAGGAGCGCAUUGGUGGUCUGAGCUGAUUGAAAAGUCACGUGGGUAAACGGACGACUUUAGAUAUUUGGUUUUCGUUGUUCUAUUUAGAUUUUGUAUUUGAUAUUUUUGACAAACAACCAUUACAAACGGUUUAUUCACGGAUGUAAGGGCAUUGCAGCAAGCAAACACUGCUUUACAGAGCAGUAGAGAGGAGCAGAUCAAUCAGAUAUUUUGCCUUGAUUGAAAAAGCACUUAAGAAUUCCAUGGUAAGCGGUUUGGGUCCAGGGUUUUGGGUUUAGGGUUCCGAAUCAAUUAUUUAUUGGUCCCUAGUACCAGUGAGGUUAACCUUGCAACUGAUCUCAAGAGUAGCACUGCUGAAACACAGGGUUUCACACCUUCAACCUACUAUUAUAUAUGCAUCCUUAAGAAGAUUCCUAGGGAUCGGGAAUGAUGCACUGUUUAAAACCAAAGCUGUCCCACUAGUUCAGUCCGCAUUUGUGGUAGAGGGAAAAAAUAAAUAAACGUCUGCAAUGAUUUACAACUGUAUUGAUGACACCCUUCUGAUCACUUUGGCCUGAGAUU